GUAUGCAGAUGGGCAAUAAAACUUUUGAUAUUGUUGAAUCGCUUUUACAUCAAAUCAUUAGUAAGACUGACUACUAUUUCGAGGUUUAAAGAGAAAAACUGAUGGUUCUUUUCAGAGGGAUGAAUUUAUUUUGUAGAAAGACAUUUUACAUACCCAUUAUUUUAAUUAACUAUAUACGUUCCUCAUUAUUUGCGUACUCCACUAUAGUUCUAGGUGUCUUACGAAAGAUAGAUUGCAAUAUACCGACUGAGCCAAAAGUUUUUCAACAUUUUUUGUUUUGCAUGUAUCUCCGCUCAGAUACAUGAUAGAAGGCUGAUUUUUUUUCAAAAGAUGCCCCAUUUAAUUAAUGCUCUAUCAGAAUUACAAAACCAAAUAGUUUUUACCUUUUUUUGACAUAUUAAUAAAUCAAUAAAGGUGAAAAUGUCUAUUGUCACAUCUUGUCUCAUUAUAAGAAAUCUGGAAAAUCCAGAAAUUAGAAGUUUGAAGUAUUGAUAAUUAAGACUAUUGCUCUCUAUGCCACACUAUAUAAGAACAGCAAACUUAUUAUUGCAAAAAAAAAACAGAAAAUUUAUCAAGUUGUAAAUAUUUGAUCAGUAUUAUGUGGUUAUUUCUGUUUGACACCUUUUUCGAUUUAUAAAUUGAACACAUUCUCUCUUGAUAUUGUUUUUAGUACCAGUACAAGAAGAUCACUGCUAAUGUAAGCGUAUUUUUGAAGAACAUCACUAGAAAAACUUCUUAGGAGGUUGCGCCGUGAAAAGUAGACAUAAAUGUUACAAACUUCAUAUGCUUAAACUUAGGAUAGGUGAUAACCUUUCUGCUUUAGUAGACUCACUAUACUUCCCCAUUUUUUCAAAUAUUGCGCUCAAGAAUGAAUGAACGGUACCUGAUAUCGCCUAUUCAAAAAUAUUCAAAGUGUCUCAGAUUUCUUUAAUGGGACAAAGUGCGACAAUAGACAUCUUCACCUUUAUUGAUUUAUGAACAUUUCAAAAACAGCUAAAAAGAUUUGGUUUUGGAAUUCUGAUAGAGCAUUAAAUGGGGCAUCUUUUAAAAAAUAUCAGCCUUCUACCAUGCACUUGAACGAAGAUAUAUGCAAAAUAAAAAUGUUGCAAAACGUUUGGCUCAUCCGGUAUUGAAAAUAUCACAAUGGAUGCUUUCAUUUUACACAUUAUGUUCCAUUUAUCAAUUAAUAUGUCAAACGAAUUUAUAUCUCUGACAGCACCGAUAUUCUCUUAAAAAUUGAAAUAGUAGUCAACCUAACUAAUGAUAUAAAUUUGAGUCCAAGUAAAGUCUUUUUGAGUUAAAACAUAUGGUAAAAUUUCACAUGAAUAAGUAUAUAUAUAGAUACGUGGUCAAGAGAUCUGGAAAGCCAAAAGAGUAUUUAUGAGUUCAUUAGGAUUGAUCGAUUGUGGAAGUUCUCCACUCAAAAACGAUUCGACAGUGUAAGAAAUACUUUAGUUAAAUUAGAAUUAUUCUUGUUAUUUAAAGAUUACUGGUAGUGAUAUGCCAUUUAUUGAUCAACCCUCUUUUGACACACUUUCUAAUCUAUUAUUUAUUAUUGAUAAACAUUAUUAUUGUCAUGCUCAUCAAGCAUUUAUACGUACACAAACGAAAUAUUUUUCAACUCUUGUUAAAAAUCAUUUUAAUGAAAUGUUACCAAAUACAAUCCAAGAAAAUAAUGGAAAAUCAACAAAUGAUUUUAAAAUAUAUUCGAAAAGAUCUUUUGUAUAG
Molecule: messenger RNA, 1728 nt
Organism: Rotaria sp. Silwood2
Lineage: Eukaryota; Metazoa; Rotifera; Eurotatoria; Philodinida; Philodinidae
Source: the annotation of a GenBank genome assembly